Messenger RNA from Engraulis encrasicolus (European anchovy), 1065 nucleotides. RefSeq names its product proteasome activator subunit 2 (gene psme2). The transcript has 11 exons. Gene Ontology annotation, biological process: regulation of G1/S transition of mitotic cell cycle; regulation of proteasomal protein catabolic process; positive regulation of endopeptidase activity. The coding region runs from base 159 to 890 and encodes 243 amino acids. Gene Ontology annotation, cellular component: cytoplasm; proteasome activator complex; nucleoplasm. Gene Ontology annotation, molecular function: endopeptidase activator activity. The record is from RefSeq and is a predicted model, not a curated record. NCBI's taxonomy places the organism in Eukaryota, Metazoa, Chordata, Actinopteri, Clupeiformes, Engraulidae.
UUCCAUCUCACAAAAUCGAAAGUAGGAUAGAACAAGUAUAAGUAGAUGUCUGGGGUAAUCAAGGACACGGCUCAUCGUCUCUAAAGUAUUGCUAAAAUUGAGUGCUCUGAAGACUCCCAUUUUCAUAUAAAGGCAUUUGACUACAAUCAAGUUUCAACAUGCCGAAAACUUCUGUGCUCAAAAUAAGUCAGGAGAAUAAAGUGAAGGUUGAAAACUAUCGCCAGUCUCUGUAUCGACAGGCCGAACAGCUGUUUUCAAACCACAUCCCUGUGAAGAUAGCACAGCUGGACAACAUGCUCCAGGAAGAAGAGUUCUCUAUCACAGACCUGUCCACGCUCCAUGCUCCCUUGGAAAUCCCCAUCCCUGAUCCCCCAGUACCAGAGGAGGAGGAGAUGGAGACAGACAAGGAAGAUGAAAAGAAGAAGAAGAAAGCCCCAAAAUGUGGCUUCAUCAAGGGAAAUGAGAGGAUUGUGAAGCUGCUGGACAUAGUGAAGCCAGAGAUUGUUACACUCAAGGAAACCUGCAUCACAGUAUCCUGCUGGAUUCAGCACCUUAUUCCUAAAAUUGAAGAUGGAAACGACUUUGGAGUCGCCAUUCAAGAAAAAAUCCUGGAACGAAUAACCGCUAUCAAGACCAAAAUAGAGGGAUUCCAGACUAAUAUCAACAAAUACUUCUCCGAGAGGGGGGAUGCAGUUGCUAAAGCAUCCAAAGACACUCAUGUGAUGGACUAUCGCGCUUUGGUCCAUGAGAAGGAUGAAGCCGUAUACUCUGAGAUCAGAGUCAUAGUCCUGGACGUCCGCGGGUUCUACGCUGAAUUGUACGACAUCAUUAGCAAGAACCUGGAGAAAGUGACCAAUCCAAAGGGAGAAGAGAAACCCUCCAUGUACUAAUAACCCAUGACACACACACCUGUAAUGGGAUUAUGCAGCAAACACUUCCAGUGACCAAUACAAAUACAUGUACUGUUCUUACUCUUUUUCUUCAUUGCAGUCCAAUAAAUCAUCGUUUGCACAGCAAAAUCGAAAUUGUUAUCUCUGGCACUAUGACUUAGUUUUCAACUUGACA